Molecule: messenger RNA, 1305 nt
Organism: Thelazia callipaeda (thelaziosis nematode)
Lineage: Eukaryota; Metazoa; Nematoda; Chromadorea; Rhabditida; Thelaziidae
Source: the annotation of a GenBank genome assembly
AUGUUGGGUGAUGUGCUAGUUGGGGAAUUCAUUCAUGAUAUUUUGUUUGGGUUUUAUAUUAAUUGCGGAUUUUUUGAUACGAGUGUAAUGAGAAAAAAAAUAGUAUUUAAUCAGACUUUUGCUCGAUUUAUAGCUUUCGACGCAAACAUGUCAGCCACGGAACAGAUGGCGCAAAUGCUGAAUGAGUUAAUGGGAGUCAAGCGAAAUGCAGAUAUUGGUGAUACAGAUGAACCAGAUUUCGAUGAACCAGAUGUCUGCAAGAAUUUCUUAGUAGCAUUUUGCCCAAAUGAAAUGUUUAGGAAUACGAAAGCUGAUCUCGGCUUCUGCCCAAAGAUUCAUGAUCCAGCUUUACGACUAAAAUAUCGUGAAAGCCGCCGUUUCGAGAAAUUAGGUUAUGAGGAAGAAUUUUUGAAUAAGAUUCGUCGUUUGGAUGAAGAUGUACGCCGAAAAAUCGACAAAAAUGAGCGUCGUCUUGCCAUGACGCAGCCAGUGAUCAAAGAUGCUUCAAAGGACGGUGCCGAAGGAGAGACCGAUGCUCAACGUAGACAAAAAGAGCUUAUUGCAGAACAGCAGUCAAAUCUAUCAGCAAAGAUAAAUGAUUGCAUGGAAAAAGUAAUAUCAUUCUCCGCUUUCUCAGCUGGCAGCCGCUUCCUACACUUACGAGUCUUAGAUAUUCUUUUAAUGUUAAAGGCUGAAGCCUUGGGAGCGUUGGGUAAAGUUGAUGAAGCGAAGGAGCAGGUGCGACAGGCUGAUAAAUUUAAACAAGAGCGUGCUGCGUUGGACCGUUUGCUAGCACAGUCGGCGAAUCCUACAAGCCAUAUUGAAGAUCUCGCAAAUCAACUUUCGAAGCCAAUGGAAGUUUGUCAGGUUUGUGGAUGUUUUAUGCUUGUAAAUGAUGUGCAGCAACGAAUAGAUGACCACUAUGCUGGGAAGCAGCACAUGGCUUAUGCUAGGAUUCGUGCAACUAUUGAAGAGAUGGACCGAAAACGAGAAGAAAAGCGCAAAGAGAAGUUGGAACGUGAAGAUAAAGAAAAGAGAGAUCGUGAAAAAAGGGAACGAGAUGAUAGAGAGAGACGAGAAGAAAGAGAUCGAGAACGGGAAAGAGAACGUGAAAGGGAAAGAGACCGUGAACGCGAGAGGGAAAGAGAAAAAGACCGAGAUCGCAGACGAGACGAUCGAGAUCGUGGGUAUGCCAUCGACACCGUUCUCGUUCUCCACGCGUACGUCGAGAUGAUGAUCGUCGUUUUGACCGUUAUUCUGAUCGUCAUCGAGAUAGGAGAGAUGACAGAGAUCGUUACAGGGUGA